Messenger RNA from Zophobas morio, 6225 nucleotides. Its product is annotated as cilia- and flagella-associated protein 44. Gene Ontology annotation, molecular function: protein binding. Lineage: Eukaryota; Metazoa; Arthropoda; Insecta; Coleoptera; Tenebrionidae. The coding region runs from base 288 to 6218 and encodes 1976 amino acids. The record is from RefSeq and is a predicted model, not a curated record. The transcript has 15 exons.
CAUCCAAUCUCCCAUUUCCUCAAACUUUGCGGUACUCCAAAUCCGCCCUGACGUCACCGAUAACCGCUCGUUUCUCAACGCGUGCAUAAAACGUCCUUUACGACACCCAAUUAAACCCGCCAUAACCAUAAAAGCCCCAAAGCAAUUGACCCCAGCUAAAAACAAUCUUCAAUUAACACAGCGCUCGUAAUUACAGCAUUACGAGCGCCUUCGUCAUCGGAUGCGUCACACAAAGACCGCUUUCACCUGCAUCUCCAUGACGACCCAACGCGUCGAUCAAACGCCAAAUGUCAGUCACGGACGAAGGUGUGGAGGACCUCCCCGAGGACGAAGAAGACGAGGAGGUCGAAGAGGAGGAAGUCGAAGCCGAGCAGGAGCACUGGAGCCUGUACAACUCCGAGAGCUUCAUCUCCGGCCCCUUCCAAAGCGAGCAAUGCACGAUCCAAGAAGACGUGUUACAAUUUGAUUUUUCUUUCGGGUACGACUGUCGGAAGUACUUCAACUUGACCACACCAGAUCCAGACACUUUAAUAUUCGCAUCGGGGAAUUUCAUUAAUUUUUUCGAUGUACCGGCGAAAACCAUUUCCUUCCGGCGCAGCGCGCUGGGUGGGGGGAUCGCACACAUUAAGGCUAACCCGCACCCGGAUUACAACCACGUGGCGAUUGCGGAGAACGGGAGCACCACGGUACCGCUGAUCAUCAUCUACGAGUGGCCCACGAUGGACAUCGUGGCCGUGCUCAAAGGGGGAUCCUCGAAGCUGUAUUCCCAUUUAGACUUCAGCCCGAACGGCCUCCUGUUGGUAUCCCAAGGGGGCGAACCCGACUACAUGAUCACCAUCUGGAACUGGCCCAAGCGGCGCAUCCUCCUACGUACCAAAUCCUACGUGAACGACGUCUACAGGGUCAAGUUCUCGCCCUACGUUCCCGGUCAACUCACCAGCUGCGGGAUCGCCCACAUCAAAUUCUGGAAGAUGGCCAACACUUUCACCGGGCUUAAACUCAAAGGGGAGUUGGGUAGGUUCGGUAAGACCGAAUUCUCGGACAUUCUAGGUGUACUACCCAUGCCGGACGAGAAGGUAGUAUCCGGGUGCGACUGGGGCAACAUCCUGGUGUGGGACGGCGGCUUAAUCAAACUAGAAGUAUUCAGAACCCUGAGACGCAAGUGCCACGAUGGUCCCAUCGUUCAAAUCUCCUUCAACCAAGGGGAACUCAUGACGGUGGCCAUGGAUGGGCAUGUUAAAAUAUGGUGGUACGACAAAAUCGACCAGGCGGACCCUCCAGACGACGACAGAGUGAUCCAAAUCGAACCCACGUACGAUUUCUACACACCAGGGUUGAUGUUAAUGUCGUUACGAAAGCGAUACCCGGACCCGAAAGACACAACGUACUUCGGACAAGACGGCAACGGCGGAAUUUGGCUGAUCGACCUCAACACUGAAGACACCCCGCAAGAGUCGCUCCAACUAUACAAGUGCCACGCUGGUAAAGUGGUUACGAUUGCGGCGUGCCCAUGGGGCCCCUACUUAGCCAGUCUGGGUGAAGAUGGGCGCAUUUUUGUGUACAUGUACGAGGAAAAAUUGAUGAUUUUCGAGCAUCAGUACCCAGCGAAAGGGACUUGCUUGUUGUGGGUUCCAAUGAAGAUUUCGCAUAGCGGCGACGAACUCAUCAUGGGUUUCGACGACGGUACCAUACGAGUGUCGAUUCUCACCAUAGAAGAGCAAGAAGUGAAACUCAUGGUUGUUUAUGCGACCAAACCUCACGACAAACCCAUCACGAAGAUCACCAUGAACCCUUCGAACACGAUUCUGGUGACAGGUGGUGAGGACUGCACCAUUUUCUUUUUCCAGGUGUUAGCGAAAACGAACGUGGAGUUAGUACCAAUCGGGUACAUACGGGUACCGAAUAUUGUUACUUGUAUGACGUGGCAUUGUCAGAAGGCGGACGAGCUUCUGGUUGGGUGUCUCCACGGAGAAAUCGUCCAAGUGAAAGCCCCCAAAGAACCACAAGCUUACACCACCGUUUCGUACUUGCUCAAACUCGAGCCCCAGGUCAAUAAAUUCACGACUUACAAAGCCCAGAUUCGACGGGACAUAAAAAUACGGGAGAUCGAAGCCAGGAAGGCGGAAAAAGUGGCGAAGAAGAGAGUGGCGAUGGAAAAGUUGAAAGCGGAGAACCCUGGUUUAGACAUCGAUGAAGAAAUUUUCCUCGCCGAUUCUGAAACCGAGGAAGAGUUAGAACCUCUCCAUAUCCCUGAGGUUCCUAAUCGGAUUAUUUGGAUGCAAAGUACCGAUAGUGGUACCAUCUGGUUGUCGAUGGGCGGCUACGACGCCGGCUACAUCUACGAGUACCGCAUUGACCAAAAGACAGAAGUACCGUACUUUUUUAAAAUGGUACCAGACGCAGACGACAUCGAAAUCAGCAGCUACGCCUACAAUUAUAAUAAGAAGUACCUCAUUUUCGCUAUGCAGCACGGCGAAAUGCGCGUCAACAAACUAACCGAUCGUGACUACCACAACCUCGAAGACUACUGGUCUUUGCCGAUGCACGACAACCAGAAUGGUUUCGUCCCGAACAUGUGCUUCAGCUACGACGAAAAAUUUUUCUUUUCUUGUGGCCACGACGGCAACGUUUUUUCGUACACUUUUCAACCAGAAGACGACGACUACAUUCCUGAACAAAACAUCCCUACCGCAAUCCCCCGAUACUUGUACCCUACACCCAUCCAAGACUCUUCCUUCUACCACAAACUAAGUCUGGAGCAGGCAAGUCUGAAGAAGGAACAAGACCGGAUAGACCGUCUGGCAGCCGAAAACAAAGACAUCUACAGGAAGAAGCUCCGCAAGCUGAGAGAAAUGUUCACCAAGUUGCUAAGUCGCAACAAAAAACUUCUUCCAAGCCAGAGGAUUCCAGUGGAACAACUAGAAAUCGAUCCGCGAGUCACCGAAUUCCUCGACCAAAAACUUGAAGACGAGAUGGAGUUAGUGAAGAGAAAAUUAGCCUUUGACGUACAGAAGUCGGAGCUGAAGAUGACCAAGAUGCGGCGGUACUUCAUCGACGAUCUGGUCUACAACCCCAUCAUUGUGACGGGGUUGCAACUCGACUGCGGGGUUAAAAUGUUAAGACAGAAUAAGGUAGAUAAAAAAAACGCGAUAAUGUUGGAACUGGUGGAGGAGAAAAUUUUGGAGGAUGAGCAUAAACGCAAGCCAGUGGAGCGCCCGCCCCCUCCCACUAAAGUCACCACCGCCAAAAAACCCAAAGACCAGGGCCUCGAAUACUUCCUCGUCAACCUCUCCCCCUCGGCCAUCGUGUCCCAAAAGAACACGAAACUCACCCGCCUCCUCCAGAAAUACCGAGACAGGAAGCUCAAAUGGGAGAAACGCGAACUACAGUGGACAGAAUUUUUGGCGAAGAAACCCGUCCGAGGGGUAAACCAUCCUGAUGACAAUGUCGCUCUAGCAGAGGCUAGGGGUACAAUUGGCGACUACAAACUAAAGUCAGACAUUACAUACAAAGCGAAUCAAGAACAACGAGAAACGACAUUAAAAAAAUACAAGGAACUGUUGUGGGGAAGGGUCAAGCAAUAUAACAUCCGGUACGACUUCAACGUCCAAGUGUACAAUCUACGUGCAGAAAAACAGGAAAUCAGAGCUGAAUUAGACGAGCUGAAACUACAACUGGAAGAAAUCCACAACGAGAUCCCCGUGGACCAGCGGAAAGACGCACCUGCGGUGCGCCCAUCAAAUGAGACGGAAUUCCCUGAGAACAAGUUCUUAAUAACCGUUGAAAUGAAAGUGGAAGAUGCCACGCCGGUUUCGAAACGUUCUCAAAUGGUGAUUGUUGUGUCUCCACCUGCAGAUUUGGAUCAUCACGAGAAACAAGUGUUGUCGAAAAAAGGGACCAAGUUCGACGGGAAAGACCCCGGUGAUCUAAGUCUGCGCGAUUUUGAAGAUUUGUGCGGCUUUAGUAAGAACGAAAAGAAAGACACACCAUGGGAGAGCAAUCUACGAGAAAAAAGAUUAGAAAGAAAGUUGUUCGAGCAAGACGAUGUAAUUGACAUGAUGAUGAAAAAGAUUACAUAUUUCGAUACGAAAGUGCAAAAGUUGAGCAGCCAGAGAUUCCAGGUCGAUGUAGAUGCGAAAACCAUGGACGUCUUCAUGGUGACGCUGCACCAAGAGUUGCUGAUUUUGAACGAGUUUGAAGCAAAGGAAGAUAUUUUGCAAAGUAAAGUCAAUAAUAAACACACAGAGGUUUUGGACAUGAAAGACAUUAUAGAAGAGAUAAAUGGGCAAAUUUUGGAACUCAAUGGUGAUAACGACCGAGGGCAAGAUCGAAUCAAAGUCAUACAAACGACUUUUACACAAGCGGUUCAAGACAAUAAGUUUUACGAUUUCUUGAGGAAGGUUUUUCGCAAGAAAUAUAAACCUCCGAAGAUUCGGAAAGAUGACGAAUCGAGUUCUAGUUCUUCGUCUUCGUCGACAUCGACCACUUCUGAAGACGAAGAUGAAGGCAAAAGCAUCGAUUCCAGGGACUUUGGGUUCAUCAAACAAGACUUGAACGUGUGUCCCAAGGGGUGCGAUCAAGCCAUUUACGACUACACGGUGAAGCAGCGUGCCCAAAGGCACCAAAUCGAAAUCCAAAUCAAAGAAGCACUCAAAGUCAUAGAAGUUCUCAAGAAAGAUCUGGAGAUUCAAAACAAGAAGGUCAAGCUUCUCGAGAAAGACCUGCAGGUGUGUCAGGACGAACUCGAGAUGCACCAGAGAGAGAAGCAGCGCAAACUGAACGACGUCCGAUGUACCGUGGUCCUGCACCUGCACCAGCUGCAGCACCUCACUCCCGACAACAAAGCCAGCAACAUCAUGGACACCUUGGUCUUCUCCGCCAAGUGUCUCACUCACUUGUACAAACGCGUCGACGAACUCCAAGUCGAAACCGAGAAGCUGAUCAAAAGACACAGGAACAACAUCAAACACUACACCAGAAUGCGCUCCGACUGCAGAUACAUGACGAAGCGCAUCAAAGGUCUCCAAGAAGUAAUCACCGACCACAUGAAAUCCAAGUUCGGUAAAAUCGUAGACAUCAACGAGAUAGAAGAAGCCAUGUUGAAGCGAACAUUCGGAAAAGAUGACCUCCACGACUUGGAGGAAGUACUAUUGAAGAAGAUCGUCCACGAUUUGCGACUGUCGAUGAUGGACAUCAAAAGCAUGUACAUCAACGACUUGAACUUUUGGAGCGCCGAAAUCGUGCGGGUUCAGAAAGAGUUGACUUACGCGUUGAGAUACAACACGUCUCAGCAAGAAUUGAUGACGUCUUUAGUGAAGGAGAAGACCGAACUGGCGCAGAAUUUACUGAGUCAGGGAAAAAAGAAGCAGCAUUUGGAAGGGGUGGCGGAUGUGGUGAGACGCUACGGCGAAGAAAACACUAAGCUGGAAGCGGUCGUGGAGGAGCAGUGCCGGCAGAUGCAAGAACUCAAGGAGGAAAUCAAACUGUUGAAGACGAAAGGGAUGGUGCUGAAAGCGAAAGAAAUCAGAAAGGAAGUUGUAGAAGAGGAGGAGACGAGAAUGUGGGAACAGUUGUUGGGGGAGGAAGUGGAAGAAGAGGAGCAGAGGAAGCCCUUCUCCACGGAGAUUAUCAUCCCGACGACUUUGGACGAAAAAUCUCAAGACGUCGCCACCGCUCUUCUCAACGAGAUGUUAAGCGCUCUGGAUAUACACCUCACGAAGCGAUCCAACGAGAACUUCAUCAGAGGGAUUCUCAGCUCGGUGAUGCGCGGCAUCAGCAUGACCGAGUUAGUCGAGGAGUUAAUUCGCAAUCUCCCCAUCGAACCCGACGACGAGCAACGCGGGAUAGUGGAAACGACAGCCGAACAACUCUACGUUGUCGGGGAGCCCGAAACCCACGAAGAAGAUGCCGAUUACUGCAGAGAACUGAUGGAGGACAUCGUCGACGAGAUUCUGCUAGCUAAAGGAGACCCGAAGGACGUGAUGGCCCGAAUGAUAUCCAAUUUAAUCGACGUGUUACCGGUGGACUUCCUCACCGAGAAGUCGAGCAUCGAAUACCUCGUCGAACGGAUCUUGAAGUCUCGCCUCCAGGUUAGUCUGCACGCUUCCGACGUAGCUCACAUGCUCGUCACGGAAGACGCCAGGAGGAUUUUGGACGAGAUCGUGCACAAAGUUUUCGAUACAGGAGUUGAUUUAUUGUAUUACAUUAAAGACAAUUAGAAAUUUA